Molecule: messenger RNA, 762 nt
Organism: Chionomys nivalis (European snow vole)
Lineage: Eukaryota; Metazoa; Chordata; Mammalia; Rodentia; Cricetidae
Gene: Tmem233
Product: transmembrane protein 233
Exons: 3
Coding region: 49-459 (136 amino acids)
Cellular component (GO): membrane
Source: RefSeq, a predicted model, not a curated record
UCUCCCUUGAGGCUGGAGCUACAAGCUUUUCAAGAGCGUCUGCUCACCAUGAGCCGACAGCCACAGCCUCAGCUUGCGCGAACUUCGCGCUCCUCUUCCCUCCCGGUGUCACCAGCGACUUCGCCCAUGUCCCAGUAUGUGUCCCGCAUAGAUUCCAAGGGAGCAUUGGACAGCAGCAGCCCCGAAGCCAACACGGAAGAUGACAAGACCGAAGAGGACAUUCCUACACCCAAGAACUAUCUGUGGCUCACCAUUGUCGCGUGUUUUUGCCCAGCGUACCCAGUCAAUAUCGUGGCUUUGGUCUUCGCAAUCAUGUCUCAGAACAGCUACAAUGACGGAGACUACGAAGGAGCCAGGAGGCUGGGGCGGAAUGCCAAAUGGGUGGCCAUCGCCUCCAUCAUCAUCGGCCUGGUCAUCAUCGGUGUUUUCUGUGCGGUGCACUUCUCCAGGAACCCCUGAAGAGCCAGCGGGCAGCGGGCAGCAUGGAGGACAGUCCUCAUCUGACACAUCCCAAGAAGUUUCUGAGGAAUGGAUCCUCGAUUUCAGACUGUGAGAUCCUUCCCUCCAGGACUCUCCAGAGGCAGGUCCCUGGCAAAUGAACACCAAGUCUGGACGCAGGAAAUCAGAGAGGCACAGACAUGCCCACCAAAGUCACUGACUGCUGAAAAACAAGAAAAUGGUGUCUCGCUGUCUCAGUUCAGCGAACUCUGCAUCCAUUCCUCUUCUGUGGGGAUAAACUCCAGAAACCUCACUAUUUUUCAU